Seminavis robusta is the source of this 1305-nucleotide messenger RNA. The record is from the annotation of a GenBank genome assembly. NCBI's taxonomy places the organism in Eukaryota, Bacillariophyta, Bacillariophyceae, Naviculales, Naviculaceae.
AUGAUCACGCCUGGUUCUAUUGAUGCUCACGAAAUGCCCUUUUCACCUCCAAGGACUAUCUUGGUUUCAUCGACUACUAAGCAUCUGGAAGACCAAGAGGCGAGGACCUCCCGAUCGUUGUCUCCCGCUUCUCUGUUCGACGACGAAAGUGACACCGUUUGGAUGGCGCUACUUGGUGACAACAAGCCAAAGGGGGGUUGCUUGGUUGCCACAUUUGGUGCGGAAAAGUGCCCCAAACAAACAAUGCUCCCGUCCGCAAAACGGUUCAAGAAAGCAAGGCAAGAAACCGUGUUGACACCUAGACUGGCCUCGUUGGGCAUCCUCGACAAUGAGGCGCUCGAUGAAGACACCAAGAAGGAUACAAGUAUGCAAGAUGACAUUGAUGACCUCCGGGCAACGGAUUCUGACUACGACAGCGACUUAGAUGGAAAGCCGGCUGCCGCCUCCAUUGCGGAUACCUUGCUCCUACCAUCAAAGCAAGGUGUUACGGAACCAGCCGCCAUUUUUGACAGCAACUCAAGAACCUGCCCUUCUUCUGACGAAAAGAUCCCUUUCUCUUUCACCAACGGACUCAACAGGAGCAGGGCUCUGCACAGGGCGUGUCAGUUGUUCACUGGAGACAAGAAGAUGGUAGAAAUGUCUUUGAGCUUGCAUCCAGAGUCCAUACGGCACAAGGCGUUCAUUGACUGCAUUCCAUCGCGAUGUCGCAGGAACCGACGAAUGGUCUCGAAGAUGUUUCCUGGACGCAAGGCAGAUGGCCCCACGCCAGAGCCCUUUCAGCUUCCUAUCAAUAUUGCCUUGUACCACAAUUCAAGCCUGGCGGUGCUGGAGGUGCUGGUGCAAGCGGAUCCAUCUCAAUUGAAUGUCAAAGAUGGGAUCUUUGGGAUCAACUCUUUGUGUCUUGCUUUGGAUCGAAGGCCACAUGACAUUGCCUGCAUGGGACUCAUCUUGGCAAACAACACAGGGAGUGCCAGAAUGGUAUCAGCGAUUCAUAAGAAUACACCUUUGCAUGUGGCCUGCCAAAAGGGUGCUUCUCUUCAAGUCAUUCGCCAACUGGUCCAGAUGUACCCACAAGCAUUGAUGCAUCGCAAUGCAGCGGGUGAUUUGCCCUCGGAUAUUGCAAGUCACAUUGUGCGCUCAGACCCCACGGAGUCCUCGUCAGAGGCAAAUGCCAGGAAAGAAGUGGCAGAGUUCUUGGUUAAAAAGACUCUUUCAACUCUGGAGGUUCAUCAUGUACAACAAUUUCAAACUAAAGAAGGAAUGAUGCGACGGAGCACGGAGUCCGAGGAAAAAAGUGAAGAGUAA